This is a messenger RNA of Cygnus olor (mute swan), 419 nucleotides long. RefSeq names its product protein FAM240B-like. Lineage: Eukaryota; Metazoa; Chordata; Aves; Anseriformes; Anatidae. The record is from RefSeq and is a predicted model, not a curated record. The transcript has 2 exons. Bases 1 to 279 code for a protein of 92 amino acids.
AUGAGCAAGCAUACCAACUUUGGACACCACAAGAUGGAUGGUCAUGAUGCAGAAGGGCUGAAGAACUUCUGGGAGAAAGUCAUCCAAGAGCAAACCAGACAACGAGAAGGUGAAGAGCUUAGGUUAAGGAAAAGUGCACUGAACAAGCUUCGCCAUGAGUGGACUGAGAGGCUGGAAGGCCGAGUAAAGCAGGUCCAGGCGCACAUGAAAAAGCAGAAAGAGCAGAUGACGUUGCUGUCUAUUGAGGCUCUUCCCUCACCAGAUAAAACUGUUGCUUAAGGUUACUGUGAAAAUACAAAAAGCCCUGGGCUUGACUCUGACCUUCUGCAUGCCCCUAUUAACCAGUUACAUUGCUGAACAAGCAAGAGCUCAGACUCUGGCACUUUUCCAGACCAGUUAUUAGAGCUACUAGUAAAGUC